UCCAAGGAGGAAAAAUAAAGCAUCAAGAAGUCUUUUGAAUAUGAUCCGUAAAAUAAAAAAAAAUAAUUUCAGACAUCAGUCACAUCACUUCAAACAUAACAAUACUGGUUGCAGUAAAGUUUACAGAUCGAAGGAACGUUUUGGUUCAAGACGUGUUGUUCACCACAUGUUUCAAAGACCUGAAAGUCAAACUGUUUUUGGUCCUCGAUCAAAUCAUGGCCUUGCAAAUCCCCACCAUGGAAUUGGAAAUCGCCAUCAAGGAAUUGAAGAACCUCACCGUGGAAUUGGAAAACUUGAUCAUGGAGAUAGAGCUUUUAUCAGACACCCAGGCCACGCUAUUCCACACAACUUCAGCCAUGGACAUACUCUUGAUCAAAGAGGUCCAAGCUGUGGAUUCGGUAGCAACUUAAAUACGUAUGAGAAUAAUCCAGGACCUGGCACCACUACAUUUUCUACUCUUGAAGUCGUUGUCGAGGAUGACAGUGACGUUGAAAUUGUAUAUGAAAACUCUGCAUAAACGGGACGAUUGUGACACAAGUUUAUCUAAGACAAUAAUGUCAAUGUAUAUUUCAGGACAAUUAAAUAUAACAGAUGCAAAUAAUAUAUUUAUCACAACCAAGAAAACAGACUAAGAAGAUUAACAUUUUAGUGGUGAAAAAUAAUUGAAGCUGAUGAUUUGGAAGUUUGAAUUGAACACUUAAAAAGUGAUUCAACUCUGUUACUUUUAACUCAAUCUACUUGGCAAUGAAAAAAUAUGUAUUUUCUAUCGUACAAUGUGUUUAUGUUUAAAAAUGUCUUGUAAAAAAUGUAUCCCUGUGUAUUGAUUAACCCUAAGCAUUUUUUAUCUUGGAAACAUCAUAAAUAAUAUUCCUGCUUGGCAAAUAAACUAAAUAAUAUUGCUAUAUUUAAUAUUUUUCAUAGCAACUCAGUUUCAUGUAUUGCCUAUUUGAAUUAUAGCAAAGGCAAACUCUUCAUCAUGAGUCAUUGAACAGUCAUUCAAUUAAUUUAUGACGUGGCAAUAUUAGCAUGUUUGGUCUAAGGUGUGUUUUAUUUAAAUGUACUCUGUGUCUAUAAAAUUACUACAAAAUAGAGAUAAAACCCCUCAGCGCUUUAGGGAUGAUUUAUUAAAAGGCAACUUAAACACAAUUAUUAUAUAGAAAUUAUAUAACUGAAACAGUGUGUGCCUGUGAAACCAGUAGGCCUUAUGACAAGUUUGUUUUCCAUAACGGUAAGUUUUAACCUGAACAUUUUAAAACUUAAACCUGAGAUUGUUUUUGAAUAUUAUUUCCAAAGCUUGCUGGACACCAUGUGAGAAGAAUUUUCAAUUCGAGUUUAUUCCAAUUUUGUGAAUGAGUUUGUAAAUGAGUUGGAUUUGUUUGUGUUUAAAAAUUCAUUGUAUUCCUCCUUGCUGACU
Messenger RNA from Macrosteles quadrilineatus (aster leafhopper), 1414 nucleotides. RefSeq lists its product as uncharacterized. Bases 41 to 517 code for a protein of 158 amino acids. The transcript is spliced from 2 exons. The record is from RefSeq and is a predicted model, not a curated record. NCBI's taxonomy places the organism in Eukaryota, Metazoa, Arthropoda, Insecta, Hemiptera, Cicadellidae.